ACUUGUAGAACAAUGUCAGGAAGAGGCAAAGGAGGUAAAGGACUCGGCAAAGGAGGCGCCAAGCGUCAUCGCAAGGUUCUCCGUGAUAACAUCCAGGGCAUUACCAAGCCCGCCAUCCGCCGCCUGGCUCGACGCGGUGGUGUGAAGCGUAUUUCAGGCUUGAUCUACGAAGAGACACGCGGUGUGCUGAAGGUGUUCCUGGAGAACGUCAUCCGUGAUGCUGUGACUUACACAGAACACGCCAAAAGAAAGACCGUGACCGCCAUGGACGUGGUUUACGCUCUGAAACGUCAGGGACGUACUCUGUACGGCUUCGGCGGUUAAAACAUCCACAAGUCCAUUAACCGAGGUUCAACACAAAGGCUCUUUUAAGGGCCACCCACGUGUUACAGAUUAGAGACUUUAUUUCCAUAUUUCGGGUGUUUAAAAAUUGUGAUCUUUCUGGCUGUGAAAUGAUUUGUACCUUUAGAGUACUGUAUAAAGGCAUAAUGAACACCUUGAGUAGCAUAAUAUCGUCCGCAGUGUUCCGGUGGUCACGCUGUAUCUGACGCAUUUGAGCCAAUGGUAUUUAUUGUAAAGCGGUUCAUUAUUCAGACUUCAACUGUUAAUAGGCUGCUUGGGAUCUAUAAAUGGGUUCUAUUAGCCGGAUAGGGGGAGCGCGUUUGACCGAGAUGUGUCAGGUUCAAAUCACCAAGAGCCACCCACUGGUCUCUACAAUUGAGUUAGUCCAUCGCACUUGUUUGAAUGUUUCUAUAUUGCUGCAUGGUAUGUGAAACAACUAUUGACUGCCGUGAACAGACAAGUUAUUCUGCAAACUAAACAAAUACAGUACAGUGUUUCAAUAAUUUAAGGACGGUGCAAUAGUAACAUCACGAUUCCUCAAUAACAAUUGUCUUUGCAGUAUGCCUUUGUAGCCCAGGUUAAUCACAUAAUGAUCGAUACAUUUGCUUAUCAUAGAUCAUUCUUUCAACAUAUGUAAAUAUUCAAUAAGUGCAUAAAAUGGCAGUUUUUUUAAUUAGUAAUCAUGUACCGACGGCAGCUGUGUAGAAUCUCGUGGCUGCAAUGUCAUCGGGCGCGAGACUUCAGCGUCCUGUGUGGCGCGAAUGGAGAGGGACGCGACUCAUUUCAUAUUUUAUAUUUAUAUCUAUUUUAUAUAAAAUAUAUAUUGUUUAGCUCUAGUAUAUUAUUUAGCUCUUUAGGACAUGUUUAGCUCUUUAGUAUUAGACUUUUAAAUUGUUAUUUAUACAUUAUGCUUUUUCUACUUUUUUUUUUAAAUAUAAAAAAAAAAAGAUCAAUAUGUUCAUUGUAUGCACCUUCCUGCCAUGGUAAAUUCUGUGUUUGUGUUAACUUACAUGGCAAUAAAAACCUAUUCUGAUUCAGAUCAA
Messenger RNA from Osmerus eperlanus (European smelt), 1385 nucleotides. RefSeq names its product histone H4. The transcript has a single exon. Gene Ontology annotation, molecular function: protein heterodimerization activity; structural constituent of chromatin; DNA binding. NCBI's taxonomy places the organism in Eukaryota, Metazoa, Chordata, Actinopteri, Osmeriformes, Osmeridae. Gene Ontology annotation, biological process: nucleosome assembly. Bases 13 to 324 code for a protein of 103 amino acids. The record is from RefSeq and is a predicted model, not a curated record. Gene Ontology annotation, cellular component: nucleosome.